Messenger RNA from Trypanosoma grayi, 1656 nucleotides. RefSeq lists its product as hypothetical. NCBI's taxonomy places the organism in Eukaryota, Euglenozoa, Kinetoplastea, Trypanosomatida, Trypanosomatidae. The coding region runs from base 1 to 1656 and encodes 551 amino acids. The record is from RefSeq and is a predicted model, not a curated record. The transcript has a single exon.
AUGGCGACGACAGCUCAGCCUUCGCAGAGCAAGCAGCUGCGGAGACGCAUGCAGGAGCUGGAGGACGAGGUCAGCUUCCUCAAGGAUCAGAACUACCACAUCCAGCAAGUGAGUGACAUGUACCGUGAGAAGGUAUCACAGCUUGUAGCGGCCAUGCGUUUCAACCUGCGUGGGACCACUCCACUAGCCUUUGCAGCGGAUGCGGAGCUAGAGGAGCUUCUGCAGCAGCUACGUGCACACGACAUUACCCACACACCGCAGCGGUCGCCGGAAGCAGAUGAGCCAACAGGCGCCUCGCCGAAGCCGCCUUUGAGCCGCGAGGACGACGACGGCCUCAUGCACAGCACAAGUACGCUCUCGCACACCACGGACAAGCUGCAGUCCGACAGUCGUGUGGCAAAGUCUGCAAAGGGGAAAAGAGCGCAUGCCACGGGGGAUGCAGCGGCGGGGAAGACACAGNGAGCCACAAUAGCAAGGCUGACCGCUGAAAACAAAAACUUGGCGUCCCUCGUCGAUUCCUUCAGACAGCGCGUCACAACCGUGACAAGACUCUACAAGGAACUGGAGAAGAAGUUUCGCGCCGUGUCGUUGCCGGUGGAUCGUCCACACGGCUCACCGUCUAGGCGUCGCCGUGAUGCGUCGCCGAAGGGCGGCCUCAGUCCGACGCAGCUGCGUAAAAAAAUGAGGGAGCUCCAGGAGGAGAAUGAGCGGCUACGCACCGCCUCAGGCCAAUGUGAACACUUAACACGGGAAGUGGCCCACUACAAGACCUUGCUCAAACGGCAGACUGCAGAGCUUGAUUUGGCUAGGCGGCGCGAAGAGAGACCCCUAGCAGAGCUGAAGGAUAUGAAGGCAAAUCUAGCAAAGGCGAUUGAGAUAAACCAAGCGCUGGGGACGGCUUUGCGUUUGAGCAAAGUUCGUGAAAAAAGAGCGGCAUCCGCACGGGAGACCUUCCAAAAUCAACAAGAACACAUGAUGCCUGGUAAGGGGUCAGAGUAUUUAAAUGCAUUCAUUGAGCACGCCACAAGUGAAAUGGAACUGCACCACUCCCUGAUGGGUGAACAUCUUCUCUUAUUUUAUGCGAUUCGUAUGGCCCUUUCUGAUGACUAUAUGAGAAACGAUGAGGAAAUGGAAGCGUACGCUUCGAAGGAAAAUGGGAUUACGGUGGAGACAGGGUCCGUCCUUAAGGCGCUAAAGGAACUUGUAGCAAAAUCAAGGGGAAUUGGGGAGAAGAUGCUUGUGAGAAGUGUCUCUGUGGCAACUUGGCCAGUAACUGCGGGUGGGGGUGAGAUGGGGGCACGAAGAUAUAAAGAAACAGAACAAGCGGAAGCUGAAGAUGAGCACCCCGACGCGCUCGCCAUGACAGACCGAGAGGCGGCGGUGAAAAAAGACCAAGGUGAAAUACAUGCUGAAGCACCAGAGCGGCACAAGGAUAAGGAGGGGGGCCAUCCUGAGGAUGACGUCAAAGAGAAGGGGUAUGACGCAGAUGUGGCUCCAGGAGAAGUGGGAGGGGGCUCAGUAGAGUGCGCUGCAGGCUCACAGAUACCGGGUGAUGCGACAGCAUCAAUCGACUCACGCAACGAAAGCUGCGAAGUUGCUGCUGUGACCACAGACGCGGACACAGCUUUGCAGCAUGCACAUUAUGACAGGCCAUAA